CUGGCCAGCACCAUGACUGAUGAUGAGCUGUCUGCCUUGGUGGUGGAUAAUGGGUCAGGGAUGUGCAAGGCAGGCUUUGGUGGUGACGAUGCCCCCCGGGCUGUGUUCCCCUCUGUGGUAGGGCGUCCCCGGCACCAGGGUGUCAUGGUAGGCAUGGGCCAGAAGGACUGCUAUGUGGGGGAUGAAGCCCAGAGCAAGAGGGGCAUCCUGACCCUGAAGUAUCCCAUUGAGCAUGGAGUGGUCACCAACUGGGAUGACAUGGAGAAGAUCUGGCACCACACUUUCUACAAUGAGCUCCGCGUGGCACCAGAUGAGCACCCCAUCCUCCUCACCGAGGCCCCCCGCAACCCCAAGAUCAACCGAGAGAAAAUGACUCAGAUCAUGUUCGAAGCUUUCAACACACCUGCCAUGUAUGUGGCUAUCCAGGCUGUGUUGUCCCUCUAUGCCUCGGGCCGGACCACUGGCAUCGUGAUGGAUUCUGGAGAUGGGGUCACUCACACAGUGCCCAUCUAUGAAGGCUACGCCCUGCCCCAUGCCAUCCUCCGUCUGGACCUGGCUGGCAGAGACCUGACUGACUACCUCAUGAAGAUCCUCACGGAACGAGGCUACAACUUUACCACCACAGCCGAGCGGGAGAUUGUCCGCGAUAUCAAAGAGAAGCUGUGCUUCGUGGCCCUGGACUUUGAACAAGAGAUGGUCGGUGCUGCUUCAUCCCCCUCACUCGAAAGAAGCUAUGAGCUUCCUGAUGGGCAGGUGAUCACCAUUGGGAAUGAACGCUUUCGAUGCCCUGAAGCCAUUUUCCAGCCUUCCUUUCUGGGCAUUGAGUCCAGCGGGAUCCAUGAGACAACCUUCAACUCUAUCACGAAGUGUGACGUGGAUAUUCGCAAGGACCUGUAUGCCAACACCGUGCUGUCUGGAGGCAGCACCAUGUACCCUGGCAUUGCUGACCGGAUGCAGAAGGAAAUCGUAGCCCUGGCACCCAGCACCAUGAAAAUCAAGAUCAUAGCUCCCCCAGAGCGCAAGUAUUCCGUUUGGAUCGGGGGCUCCAUCCUGGCCAGCCUGUCCACAUUCCAGCAGAUGUGGAUCAGUAAGCAGGAAUACGAUGAGGCUGGUCCUCCCAUUGUCCACAGGAAAUGUUUCUGAAUGGGCUUCCACACUUGUGCCCUUACAUUUUCCUCAAUUUCUAGACCCUAGCAAUGGUACUGCUUUUAUCGACUUUCAGUUGAGGCAAGGUAAAUCAUUCAGUCUUGCUAGUGUACAAACCAGCAAACUCACCUCCAACUAAGCAUUGUGGGCUCCCACCCA
Phacochoerus africanus (Common warthog) is the source of this 1305-nucleotide messenger RNA. It is a transcript of the gene ACTBL2, whose product is annotated as actin beta like 2. Gene Ontology annotation, biological process: axonogenesis; cell motility. The transcript has a single exon. The record is from RefSeq and is a predicted model, not a curated record. Gene Ontology annotation, molecular function: nucleosomal DNA binding; protein kinase binding. Lineage: Eukaryota; Metazoa; Chordata; Mammalia; Artiodactyla; Suidae. Bases 13 to 1143 code for a protein of 376 amino acids. Gene Ontology annotation, cellular component: NuA4 histone acetyltransferase complex; axon; cytoplasm.